GUGGAACCCCAGCGUCAGGGGGAGGAGGAAAGGCUCAUCCGCCCAACCAGAGCUUGUCUGCCCGCUGCGUGCUCCCCCCACAGAUGUAAUGCUCUCACAAAGGAACUGAAGUUCAAAUAAGGCUGCUUCGCCUCGCGGAAAAUGAUGGACUCACGAUUUUAAAACCAGAAUGCCGAGCUCUCUCCUAUCGAAAGGAAGCCUGUGUCUCAGACAGUAACACUGUACAGACACAUGGCCAAGCUGUGAGAAGUCUUAAAACAACAACGACGACGAAAGGGAUCUAUUUUUGUAGAACAUCGAGAUAUUUGCUUAUUGAACUCCAGUGCAGCAUACAAAGCUAUUCAGCGACGGAGGACUUGUGUGUAUGAUACCAACAGCCAAGUGAGAUGUCACAGCUCGUACGGACAAGCGGUUCUGAUAAGCUUUGAUGAAAGCACACUGAGGACAGAAGAAAGAAGACGGAGGAGGCAGGGACUGUGGCAGUAAUGAAGUCCAGGAUGAGAAGCAGCUGUUAAUUUCAGCUGGUAAAAUACUUCACUCACUGAAAUAUCACCUAUUUUAUGAAGUUCUUUGAAGAAGAAAAUUUGACCAGAAAUAGAGGAUCAUGAUGACAACAAGAUUCAUCUGUUUAAUGCUUAUAGCUGCUGUAGGAACUGCUGCUAGCAAAACACAAGAACCUGAAGACAAUAAUGAGGAAGGAGAACAAGAGUUCAUUUAUACAAACAGAUACAAGCGUUCCAGUGAUGCACAGGACAAAUGCACUUACACCUUUAUAGUACCUCAGCAGAGAGUGACAGGUGCCAUCUGCGUGAACUCUAAGGAACCUGAGGUUCUCCUUGAAAACAGGGUAAAUAAACAAGAAUUACAGUUACUUAACAAUGAACUCCUUAAACAAAAGAGACAAAUAGAAACUCUCCAGCAACUGGUAGAGGUAGAUGGUGGGAUUGUUAAUGAGGUCAAGCUCUUAAGAAAAGAGAGCAGAAAUAUGAACUCUCGUGUCACACAACUCUAUAUGCAGUUAUUACAUGAGAUAAUCCGAAAGCGGGAUAAUGCCUUGGAACUUUCCCAACUUGAGAAUAAGAUUUUGAAUCAAACUGCAGACAUGCUGCAGCUUGCAAACAAAUACAAGGACUUAGAGUACAAAUACCAACAUUUGAUGUCAAUUGCAAAUAACCAGUCAAUAAUAAUUAACCAGCUAGAAGAAUACUGUCAAAGAAUGCCAUCCAUAAAGCCUCUGCCACAAACUCCACAACCGCCAAGCAAAGCGUACCAGCCUCCUACUUAUAACCGUAUGAUUAACCAGAUAUCUACUAACGAGAUUCAGAGUGAUCAGAACUUAAAGGUUCUGCCACCAACCUUACCAACCAUGCCUGCAGUUACUAGUAUUCCCACUUCAACUGAUAAACCAUCUGGACCCUGGAGAGAUUGUCUACAAGCAUUAGAAGAUGGCCAUGACACAAGCUCCAUCUAUCUUGUAAAACCAGAAAACACAAACCGACUUAUGCAGGUCUGGUGUGAUCAGCGGCACGACCCCGGUGGCUGGACAGUCAUUCAAAGACGGCAGGAUGGUUCUGUCAAUUUUUUCAGAAACUGGGAGACAUACAAGCAAGGAUUUGGUAAUAUAGACGGAGAAUAUUGGCUCGGCUUAGAAAACAUUUAUUGGUUAACAAAUCAAGGCAACUACAAACUGCUCAUAACAAUGGAAGACUGGUCAGGUCGAAAAGUUUUUGCUGAGUAUGCCAGCUUCAGACUGGAGCCAGAAAGUGAGUAUUACAAGCUGAGAUUGGGACGCUACAACGGCAAUGCAGGAGACUCUUUCACUUGGCACAAUGGUAAACAGUUCACCACGCUGGACCGGGACCACGAUGUAUACACAGGUAACUGUGCACAUUACCAAAAGGGAGGAUGGUGGUACAAUGCGUGCGCUCAUUCAAAUCUCAAUGGAGUUUGGUAUCGUGGUGGUCACUACCGCAGUCGGUAUCAGGAUGGCGUUUACUGGGCUGAAUUCAGGGGAGGAUCGUACUCACUGAAGAAAGUUGUUAUGAUGAUAAGACCUAACCCCAACACAUUCCACUGAAAUAAUUUUUCUCUUGGCAAGCUUUCUCGUUCUGUUUUAAAAAACAUGUAAAGCUAUGCUUUUAUUACCUGGAAUUAUUUUUUCAGAAAUAAGGAAUGUAAAAUAUUGUACAUUUAUUGCUAAGAUGUGAGGGCUUGUAUAUUGUGUUACCAAGAAUCAUUCCAGGAAAAUAAAAGCUGAAGAAAAAAGGAAGCGACAUAAAAUUCAAAACACCUCUUUAUACUAAAAGUUGUGAUAUUAAGCCUUUUAGAAUUGACAUGUGAGAUGGACUGUAGAUAGAUUUUCUGUUUUUUAUUCCCUGUAAAUUAAAUUUGGAUGCUAAAAUUACUGCCACAACAUUUAAAUAUUUUGAAUAUUAUAUUAUGUAUAAAUAUUCUCAAUUUACAAACUGUACAGCAAGAGUUUUAUUAUUAUUAUUAUUAUUAUUAUUAUGAGCAAUUACUUGACACAGGAAAUCAUAUCCUUUGAACUAUGUAGCUGGUAUAUGUACAGCAGUGUGAUUAUUCUAACUUAAUCUUUGUUAAUUCACAUUAAUAAAAUUAGUACUAUAUAACUUGAAUUUGUGAGCAGAUAUUCAAAUCAUUACUAUUGUGAUAAACCCAGUCUUUCCCCUUCACCUUGAGAAUUUAACAAUCUGCUCCUAUAAAUCAGAAUUCGCAUUUGAUUCAAGUAUUUCAGAUGAAAAAUUAGGUUUUUUUCUUCUUUUUUAAUCGAAAUGAAGUAGCUGCACAAGUAAACUAAUCUAGAUUUACUAUGGAUAUAACAUGCUGUAUAGCUGAUGUGUUAUACUAUGUUAUACAACUGCUCCAUGAUCAGAAAUGACUGGAUUAAAGGGACUAUCCAACUUUGCAGGAAAAUGAGGGAUACCAAUAUAUAAGCUAUUUAAUAUUUUUAGCCAGUAGAUAGAAGUUAUAUAAAGAAGUUAUCUGUAGCCAUAAACAGUUAUUUGCCAUAUUUCAUAAUGAUACUGAUUUCAAAUUAUUAUACAGAUUUACUCAUCUAUAUUUAGAGUUCAGUCACGCCUAUGACAUAUGGACUCAUACAAUUCAAAUAUUCUCCUGUGAUAGGUUUUUAAAGAUUGUUACAACACCCCUUAUAAAAUAGAAACAACUAUGACAAAUGUAGGUUAAGGAACAAAUGUAUGAGGGAAAGCAAAAGCCCCCAGAAAUUCAACACAUCUUUUGGUAAGCUUGCAAGACACAGGGUGCUUUUGUUUGCACAUCUUUUCCCUCUUUACCUCAUCACUUCUUUACAAAGUUAUGAUGUGCAUUAAACUGAUGUACCAUAUGUUGUAUAUAACCGAAAGCAGGGUUUUUAAUAAGUAAGAUUACACCUGUAAUAUUGUAAUCCUUUAAUAAAGCAACAAAUGUUAUUUUGACAC
Messenger RNA from Coturnix japonica (Japanese quail), 3458 nucleotides. RefSeq names its product angiopoietin like 2 (gene ANGPTL2). Gene Ontology annotation, biological process: blood coagulation. The record is from RefSeq and is a predicted model, not a curated record. Lineage: Eukaryota; Metazoa; Chordata; Aves; Galliformes; Phasianidae.